Molecule: messenger RNA, 651 nt
Organism: Oldenlandia corymbosa var. corymbosa
Lineage: Eukaryota; Viridiplantae; Streptophyta; Magnoliopsida; Gentianales; Rubiaceae
Source: the annotation of a GenBank genome assembly
AUGCUGAAUAAAAAUUUGGAAUUGAGCAGAUAUUGCAGGCCUUACUAUUCUUCACAUGAUAUUUAUGAGGUGGACUGGGGUUCGAAUGUUAAUUAUGUUGUGAAUUUGAACGGAAAAACAUGCACUUGUGGAAGCUUUCAAUUAUAUGGAAUUUAUUGUCCACAUGCUUGUUCAGCAAUCCUAAAUGCUAAGAAGAAUCCCGAGCUCUACAUGGAUGAUUGUUAUACAAAGAAGACAUACUUGAAGGCAUAUGCACUGCCUAUAGGUGCUAUGCCUUCGAAGGACCACUGGGGAGAGGCAAAGGGUAAGCCAUUAAAAACACUUGAAAUUAAAAGACAGCCUGAAAGGCCUAAGAUGAAGAGAAUCAAGAGCGCUGAUGAAACUAAAACUGCUAGUACAUCCACAAGAAGGGGUCUAACUGUGAAUUGUCAGCAUUGUGGUGUACAAGGACAUAAUGUCAAAACAUGUAAAGGUCCAAUUAAUCCAAGUUCUCCAUACCAUGUGCCACCAGAAAAUGAGUGCCUGUUGCAAGGCAAAAAAACUCCUUCUAAUCCACAAGAGUACCAGUGGGGCAAGCUGAGUGAAGGGCCUCCUUCUUUUGCAAAUGUUUUGAAGGCUAUCAAUGCUAGAAAGAUGCAGUUGCAGAAGUAA